Messenger RNA from Acipenser ruthenus (sterlet), 2815 nucleotides. RefSeq names its product CD63 antigen-like. Lineage: Eukaryota; Metazoa; Chordata; Actinopteri; Acipenseriformes; Acipenseridae. The transcript is spliced from 8 exons. The coding region runs from base 134 to 856 and encodes 240 amino acids. The record is from RefSeq and is a predicted model, not a curated record. Gene Ontology annotation, cellular component: membrane.
CAAUGAAGUGGAAGCCAACACCCAGACAGUGCACACCUAGACACUGGCAGACAAGAGAGCAUUUGAUACAGUCUCUUAGUCCAUUCAUUUCAUUUGUAUUUCAUAUCAAAAGGGAGAAAAAUAAGCUACAGUAAUGCUUGACAAGAUUGAAAAAAUAGGAUGCAUCAAGUUCCUGCUCAUCUUCUUCAAUUCUGUGUUCUGGGCCUCUGGGAUUGCUCUCAUAGUGAUGGGGGCCGUGUCUCGCUCCUCCUAUGCUCAGUUUGAGUCUUUUACGGGGGGCGGACUCUCCCAGUGUGCCGUCGUCAUCAUUGUGGUGGGCGUGGUCAUCACUGCCAUCUCUUUCCUGGGCUGCUUCGGGGCGUGGACUGACAACAGAUAUCUGCUGGGACUGUUCACGGCUGUCCUGAUCAUCAUCCUGAUCAUUGAGAUGGCAGCAGGGAUCGUGCUGUAUGUCUUCCGCUCCAAGGUAGAGGGGAAAAUUAAAAACCAAGCCAAGAAAGUGAUCAUCGAGUACAACCCCAACCUGGUGGCAAUCAUUGAUGACAUCCAGGAUAAGUUCCAUUGCUGUGGAGCCGAAAACUACACGGACUGGCUUGAGAGCUCCGGCUGGAAAAGGAACAACUCUGUGCCGGAUUCCUGCUGUCGAGUGGAGAGGGAGGAUUGUGGCAACAAUAUCACUGCAGGGAACAUCUACUACAAGGGCUGUGUGGGGUCAAUUAAAACCUUCCUGCAGAAGAAGCUGAAGUGGAUUGCAGCUGUGUGCAUCGGCCUUGGGCUGGUUGAGAUCACAGGAGCUGUGCUUGGAUGUCUUGUCCUUAGAGAAGCAGUAAUAAAGAAUGGCUAUGAGCAAAAGUGAGCCAGUCUGCUACAGGAUAAAGAAAUAUAGCAUCUGCUUCUGUACAUGGAGGGGCCCGGGGUACACUUAACAACUAUUUAGUUAUUCUACACUUUGGAACUCACUUCCAGGUUCUAUUUGGAUUGUCAAUAAAUUUUCUUAAAAGUGUUCCAGAAUUUUUUUGAACAUAUUCCUGAUAGUUUUUAUAUUUUUUUUAUUCACACAUCAUAGGUAAAUUAACUAGGGAAUUACUUUUUUUUUCAACUUUUACUCAGAAACAUUUGCCAAGAAAAAUAUAUUUUUAUUCUUCUAAACACCGCAGUGUAUCCAAGGAGCGUGAUCCAAGUUGCUGUCUAGCCUCCUCCUCCGACAGUUCAAUCAAUUGGGAUGGCAGUGUCAGAGACCACAACAAUAGUUUCUGGAUGUUUAAGUAGGUCCUGAUUGCUGGUUAUUACAAUUUUUAACAAAUCAUCACGCAUUCUCUAUUUAUUUCAAUAUCCUACCACCAAUAUUGCUGCCCUGAGGAUUCAAAAGCAAAAGCCCAAACACUUUGUCACUUUAUUAGUGUUGUUGAACACGUUAACUUGACGGCACAACAUUAUUUAUAUAACUGUGGAGGAAAAAUAUAUUAUUUUAAGUUAAAUGGUUAAACUCACAUUUAAAUGUAACAGCUUUCAAACAUCAAAACCACCUCUCACCCCCUCUCCCUGUAACUGCAUCGGCUUAAUAGAAUCCCUGCUAUCAGGUUAGGCAGGUAUCAGGUACCUUGCAAGUGUGACCACCCUCACUGCCUUUAUGAAAAAUGCUUUCCUGUUAAAUGUACUGAUGGUAAGCCUUUUCAUCUUAAAGAACAAUAUGGCAGUCUGCAUUGUUCUUUAUUGGUGCGCAUGCGUAUCUGCAUACCAGUGUGUGAAUCUCUGCUUAAGACCUAUGAUGUGUGAUAAAAAUUUCAAAAGAAUUUGCCAUAUGUUGAAAAAAUAUAAUGAUAUGUACAACACGUGACACUGCAAAAGCAAUGCAAUGUGUUUCAUGUAAACUUUGCAGGGUGUUCUCUAACACUUUAAACCUAACUUACAUUUUUUUCUGAUUUACUAUAGAGUGGUUUGGAGCUCUUUUUAGUUUUUGUAAAGUGCCCUGGGAUGCUUGUAAAUGAAGGAUGCCAUAGAAGUUAAAUUUGUAUAGCAUGGCAUGGUAUGGUGUGGUAAGUGGUUUUAUAAGGUAUACUGAAUCAAGCCUCAAACACACUCAUGCGCGAGACAAAUGCCAAAUUUUUGUCUGAUAUAUGAUAAGCCAUAAUGUAAAAACACAUAUCUACUGACCCACAGAACAGCGAACAAUCUGGGCCCUAUUCACAAAUGUUUGUUGUUUAAAAGGUUUCAUGAAGUGCAAACUUGAUUUAAUUAAUCGAAAUGGUCUUUAAAAAACACACUUCUGUUAAUAGGGCCUUUUGAGAAUGGCUAUGAGAAAUGUCCCAUUAUGUUAGCAUUGAAUUUUAAAAGUUAAUUGUCGGCCCUGCUCAAAAGAACAGACUUUUAGAGAAUAGAUCUUCUGAUUUCUUAGAUGUGUUUUAUCUACCCCUGGUGUACAGUUGAUUUUAAUCAGGGCUAAGGGUCAUGUUACUGUGUAUGCAGGCUGAUUACAAUAAUUCAGUACAGACUUUUAAGAAGUAUUUUAUGUUGCUUUGAAAAUUUAGCAUUAUCCUAACACCCUGUAGUAGUACCAAAAACACAAGAUAGACUGAAACACACACAGAUAAACUGGAAAUGUAGCAGUUUUGCAAUUGAUUAAAGACGACUAUAAAUAUAGUAGCUCCUCCACCUUCCCGCACUCUGUAAUUGAAUGUAUUGCUCUAUACCUUGCAAUGAUAUCUGUUUUUGAUCUUGGCAACACUAUCGGUACAGUACCAGCAGUAAUAUGCAUGUAAUUUGCUUGUCUCAGUCUGUAACUUAACCACUCUAAUAAUAAAGCCCUUGAAAUAGA